GCAAAAACACCGUCUAACGUGCGUAACCACAGACUCGUUCGGCCCCAGCAGCAGCAGCACUUGGAGAGGUGCAAAUAUUUACCUUCGAAGUUGGCCUAGAAAUAUUUCUACUUACUAUAGAGCUGCUAUAUAGCGCCGAAUAGUUUUGGUUUUGAUUUGUCAAGACAAUUGUCGCAAAGUCGAUCGAUACUGACGGUUUUUUUUUUCUUAAUACUAUUUUUUUGCUCGACCAUGUGUGGCGCACAAAGCGUUUGGUUGCUGGCGUUGUGCGCGCUGUGUGCGUUGAUCCAACCCGGUCUAUGCCCGUUUUCAAAACUGAAAAAUAAAUUACUCGGAAGGAAAACAACGACGUCGGAAGUCGCCGCCGGAAGUGUGGCCGGCACCGGCGGCAACACCACCCCCCCAUUUGGAGUUAAGACCAUUGGAAUGGAGCCCAGAUCGAAGUGCCCACAGGCUGCGGACCGAAUACACUUGGACACGCCGUUCUAUCAAGUCCUGACCAGGGACUUGCCCACGGCCAACGUCGAGGUGAUCGAAACCCCCCCGGUUUUGGGCUUCGGCGUGUAUCCUAAGCGCAAAACCACCGAAACCACCGAUGGUGCUCCUCCUGCGGUUGUUUUUGAAAAAUCAACAAGCAAAGUAAGAAAACAUUACGGAUUGCAAUGAUACCGUUCGUUGUCAAGUAGAAGAAGAAGAAGAAAAUCCAAACUAUAAAAACAAAAUUCACGUUGCUAAUUUGUUUUAUGUGUAAAGUACAAUAUAAAAUUAAUACUUUAAGAAACUGUAAUU
Molecule: messenger RNA, 789 nt
Organism: Adelges cooleyi (spruce gall adelgid)
Lineage: Eukaryota; Metazoa; Arthropoda; Insecta; Hemiptera; Adelgidae
Exons: 2
Coding region: 232-666 (144 amino acids)
Source: RefSeq, a predicted model, not a curated record